This is a messenger RNA of Punica granatum (pomegranate), 1366 nucleotides long. NCBI's taxonomy places the organism in Eukaryota, Viridiplantae, Streptophyta, Magnoliopsida, Myrtales, Lythraceae. The record is from RefSeq and is a predicted model, not a curated record.
UCUAAUUGCCGUUGAGAUCUGGACGACUUGUCUUCGUCCGUCUCCAAACACCCUCCUAACCCAAAUCAAUUCUCAUCUCCAUCCACCGAUUCCUUCGACGGGGCGGAGCAGAAGCUCCAAGGAAGGAUUUCGUCGCUCCGCUCGGGGAAUUUCGACCCUGCCUGUAGGUCUCCCCCCAGUUCUGCUCCAUUUGGCGCACCUCCGAGCUGCCCGAUCCAUGGACGUGCCAAGCUCAUGGGACGCCCUCCGCAAACAGGAUCUGAUAGAGUCCUUGUUAGUCUACUGGGUGGAUCCAUUUGAUAUGGUUGAAUAGUCGGUUUAGCUUGGAACUUUCUUCUGUUAAUAGGAUCCCAGGCGAGGAAACUCGAAGCUCAGUUGGAUGAGAAGAUGAAUUCAUUCAGAAAGCUGGUUUCUGCAAAGGCUUCUUCUAAAUCCGAUGCUUCAGAAAAUGAUCUAGAAUCUGGGAUAGAUCGACUACUAAAACAACUCGAACAAGUUAAUCUUCAGAUGCAAGCGUGGGUGUCAUCAGGAGGGACGGAGAUGGUUUCUCAUACCUUGACAAGGCAUCAGGAAAUCCUACAGGAUCUUACACAGGAGUUUUAUCGUCUUUGUUCCAGCCUUAGAGCUAAGCGAGAACAUGCUUCUCUCCUCGAGGACUUUCGAGAGUAUGACCGGACUAGAUUAGAUCUGGAAGAAGGUGGUUCUCCAGAACAAGCUCUUCUCCGUGAGCAUGCUUCCAUUAGUAGAAGUACAGGACAGACGGAUUCUGUGAUUUCUCAAGCGCAAGCAACCCUUGGUGCACUUGUAUUGCAACGGUCAACAUUUGGGGGCAUUGAUUUGAAGAUCAGCAAUGUUAGCAGCCGCCUACCAACAGUAAAUAAUAUUCUCUCUGCCAUAAAGAGGAGGAAGUCAAUGGAUACGAUCAUACUUUCCCUCGUUGCCUCCAUGUGCACGUUCCUCAUUUUCAUAUACUGGUUGACCAAGAGCUGAUAGACGACCCCCCGGAUUAGACUUUUCAAACACGAGAGAGUAUCAAUACCUUUCAGGAAAGUAAAGAUCGAUUACCGAAUGAGCAGAGAGAGGCCAGGAGAUGGGAUGCGGCGGGGAGAGGGACAGGGUCCUUUUAUUAUUAUUAUUUAUUUUAUUUUUUUUUAAGGAUAGAAGAUGUGUCUAUUAAAUGAGGGCAAAUGUUGUCCAUGCAACUUUUAGAAUAAUGUAGAGGGGGGGAGGGCGCUUUCAACUUUGAAAAUGAUUUUCAUGCAACUUGGUAGCUAUUAGGGACAUUCGGUUCCCACUAACUUCCUCGCUUUCCUUUUGUCUUUUGUCUUUGAUUUAACUUAUCUAAUAAAGCGAUCUCUUUAUUACA